AUGUAUAAACCAAAAAUGAUAGAAAAUGAAAAAGAUCUUGUUUGUUAAAUGAAUCACAAGCAAUCCAUCUCCAUGAUUGUUCUAGAUUCUAAUCUUUCAUCUAAUUAAAGACUCCUAUGUUAAUAAUGCAUUGAUGUUUUCAAAACUGAUGCCUAGAUUAUUGAAUUCAAAAAAGUUAUCCAGAUAAUUGAAGAUAAUAAAAUAAAAUCAUUAGAUAUUUUAGAGAAUUUAAUUAAAUAAAAUAUUUAGUAUAUUGAGUUAUUCUAAACUCAAGUCUUUAAUUUGAAGUCUCAUCUUGUUUAAUAAUUAGAUCAUUUGAUUAAUAAUACAAAGGAUUGGGUAUUAAAUUUAUAAUCAACAGGCUCAAAGUAUUCAUAAUAUAGUUUCUAUUAAGAGUUAGAUUUAAUAAUUAUGAAUUAAUAAUCAACUUAGAAUGAUCAAAUAAAUUUAAAUGAUCAAAUUAAAAUAAUAAAUGAUGCUUGGAAAACUGAAGUUAAUUAUCAACUAGAAAUAUUCAAAUCAUUUAAAGAAUAUUAAUAAAGUAAAGAUAUAUUGAAGAAUCUUACUAAUUAAUCUUAGUAGGAAUAAAUUAAAUCCAAUAUAAUUAUUAAUUAAAUUAUAAACUAAGAUAAAGAGCAGAAAAAAUAAAUUACGGAUAAUGUAAUAAUUUAAUAAUAAUAAUUAAGUCCAUAUAAGUUAUAAUUUAUAGAUGAUUCAAUUCAACAAGAGGAAUGGUGUAAUGCAAUUGUUUUUGAUCCAACAGGAAAGAUUAUGGUAUCAAUUAAUGGAGAAGAUAUAAUAAUUUGGAAUAUCAAUAAUAGAAAGAUCAAUCAUGCUCAUUUACUUCAAGGACAUUCAUAAAAUGUUAGUUGUCUAAUAUAUAGUUUGAUUAAUAAUUAUUUUAUUUCAGGAUCAUUUGAUAAUUCAAUUAGAAUCUGGAAAUAUUAGAAUAAUAAUUAGUGGUAAAGUUCCAAACCAUACAAUGAACAUAAGCAUUGUAUUAGUUGUAUAAUAUUAACAUCAAAAGAAGAUUAAUUAAUAUCAUGUAGUUUUGAUAGAUCAAUUAAAGUAUGGAUUAUAGAUUUAAACAAUAAUGAAUUAAAAUUAUUAUACUCUUUAGAAAAGCAUACUGAUUAUGUAUUUUCUUUAAGUUUAAAUCAAACAGAGAGAGUAUUGGUUUCAUGUGGAGUUGAUGGUUAAAUUAUAAUUUGGAAAAAAUAAUUAAAUAGUUAGUGGUAAUUUUAGUAUGUUGUUAUAAUGAUUGAGAAUAAAAUUUUAUAUAUCUAACUAUUAAACAUAUUUCUUUUUUAAAUUCUUUAUGUAAAUUAUUUUAAUUAACUGCAAUUAUUAUAAUAAAACAAUAAAAGAAUAUGGAUUUCAUGUCAAGUUUCUACAGGAAAAUUAAUUUAUUUGGGUCCCAUAUUCAAGUCACAAUUUAUGUGUGUUUGAAUGUAAAGAUGAAGAUUAAUAUCAAGAAAAUAUAGAAAAGAGAAUUUAAUUUUAAAAAGAUAAUCAAAGAGGUGUAAAUUAUUUGUUAUUCCCAAUAAUAUACAAUAAAGAUAAAAACCUGAUAUGUUUAAGACGUGCGUAACAUAUUUUCAUAAUUAAAGUGCAAAUUAAUGGAUUUUUAUCUAUUGUUGAAUAAUUAGAUUGUCAGGAUUGUUAUAUAUAUGGAUCCUUAACAAAUAAUGGACAAUAUUUAGUAUACUGGGGAGAAAAGACGAAAAAAUACAAGACUUAUGAAAUAUUAUAUAAAUGA
Paramecium sonneborni is the source of this 1759-nucleotide messenger RNA. The record is from the annotation of a GenBank genome assembly. Lineage: Eukaryota; Ciliophora; Oligohymenophorea; Peniculida; Parameciidae.